AUGGCGGAGGAUAAACCCGCGGAGGAUGCGAAGACUCCGGAUGACAGCAACUUGAAGCGCAAGAAGGACACCGAGCUGGUGGUCCCCAUCUGCUACGGCACGUGCGCGUAUUGGCUCGGAAAGAAGGCUGACGAGUACCACUCGCACAAGUGGACCGUGUACCUGAGGGGCCCGGAGAAUGAGGACCUCUCGCACGUCAUCUCGAAGGUGGUGUUCAACUUGCACCCCUCGUUCAAAGAGGCGCAGAGGACGCUUGAGAAACCCCCGUACGAGGUCACGGAGACGGGAUGGGGCGAGUUCGAGAUCGGCAUCACCGUGCACUUCUCUGACGACUCGGGGGAGAAAUCCGUCGAUCUCUCCGCCCCACUCAAGCUCUACGAGGAGAGCGCGGACGGCAAGCAGGAAAAGAAGGAGCAGAAGAAGCCGGUGAUUAAGGAAAAGUACGAGGAGAUGGUGUUCCAUGAGCCUGACGAGUCGUUCCUCAAGAGGGUCAAGUCGCACAAGACGAAGCAAGCGCCCACCACGGAGAUCACUCCGGUGCUGGGCAAGAGGGACGACACGGAUGAGCUCCUGAGGAUCGCAACCGCGAGGAAGGUGGUGGCGGAGCGGGUAUCGGUGCUCAAGGCCCAACUGGACGCGCUGACGUGA
Micromonas commoda is the source of this 648-nucleotide messenger RNA. RefSeq names its product YEATS domain-containing protein. Gene Ontology annotation, biological process: regulation of DNA-templated transcription. The coding region runs from base 1 to 648 and encodes 215 amino acids. The record is from RefSeq and is a predicted model, not a curated record. The transcript has a single exon. NCBI's taxonomy places the organism in Eukaryota, Viridiplantae, Chlorophyta, Mamiellophyceae, Mamiellales, Mamiellaceae.